Molecule: messenger RNA, 3435 nt
Organism: Symbiodinium sp. CCMP2592
Lineage: Eukaryota; Dinophyceae; Suessiales; Symbiodiniaceae
Source: the annotation of a GenBank genome assembly
AUGGAGGUCGUCGCUGAAGAUGUUACGCAUUGGAAGGCAUCCUCGUUUUCUCCGUUGAGUACACUUCGACGGGAAGGUCUUACUCCUCCUUCAACUCCACCCCACUCUUGGUGGCAAACCGCGAGGUCGGUGCCUGCCAGGCCACCAUCUGCUGCGAGCGUCGAGUGGUUCGAUGGUGAGGCUGCCCGGCCACCGUCUCGGAGUAUCGUGCGGUACUCUACACAACGCGUUUAUGGCAGUGAAGGUGGACUUUGCGGUAGCUUGCUCGGAGGACCCAGGGAGUCUUGUGCGAGCGCAGUCGUCGGUGCCACGAAGGAGAGAAACCUAUGGGCAGAGCCAAAGCGGGCCGCAAAGGCAAUGCUGGGCACGAAGCGCUUUGUGCCCAUCCGACUUCAUGGAAGAAUGGACCCAGCGUCGCGCGAUGGCUACCGCCUGGUGCCGAACACCGAUGCGCCGGUGGAACGCCCAACGAACGGCCCGGGCAAUCCAGGCGAGCGGGCGGCCCGAUCGCAGCAACCGACAGGCCCACGGUUGGACUUUGCUCUUGAGGAUCCGGGGAAGCAAUGGAUUGCGGAGAAAGCUUUGCGAGUGAUGAGACACGACUCUGCAGGUUUUGCCACGGUGGAUGCCACCUCUGUCUAUGGUGCGGCACUCGCUCUUCCGCAGCUGGCAAGAAGUGCCGGAUGGACUAUCUCGUACACUGGCCUAGCCUUGCGCGGUUUGCUCUUCAUGAUCAUGAACAACCUCCUGCAAGGCUUUCUCCUGUACAUGAUUAGCAAGGAAGAGAGAAUUAUCAACAAAUUCGGAAGUCAAAUGUUCCUUUGCGAUUUUGCUGCGCAUCACCAGAACUGCCCUCAUGGAUCGAACUGCGUGGGACCAGGAGGAACGGUAAUCACUCCGUCGCGGCUCUACGACUUCGACCUCUGGUCGACAAGGACCUUCGUCAGGGACUCCUUCAAGCUUCUUUUUCCAGAGAAGGAGCAGGAGAUCAUGGACAAAAUUGAUCCAGGAGAAUAUGGGGUGGAGUCCUACUACUUGCGGACGGUGUGUUGCUUUCUUUUCGUCCUGGGUCUGUGGCACGACCUCGCCGGCUCCUGGGAUAUGCUGGACCUGCUCUGGUGCGUCCCUGCAGACUCCGAGAGGUGGAUCGUGCCCACAGCAGGGCAGAAGCCGCAGGAAGAAGAAAUCGGUGUCAGCCAAGCUUACACCGAUGCUGCUCUCCAUGAGAUGAUUGAGUUGGACUUUGUUCAGUUUCGUGUGGCCGGCAUGCCGCUGCACUGGAAGCUCUUCAAUUUGUUCUGCUUGUUGUGCCCCAAGAUCUAUCUUUGGCUGCUAACCGUCGACAUCGGGAUCGUGUUCCUGAUGGAGACGUCCGAAAUUGAAGAUAUGAUCAUCAACUGCGUUGCUCUGGGAUUUAUUUUGCAAAUCGCAGCCAUGCAGCAUCUGGUGAUGUUCCACAGACAGGAUGUGGCAGUGGUUCAGUUCUACACUUCCGUGCUAGCCGCGGUUGAACUUGAUUUCACGGAUGAGGAUGCCGGAGAUGGUAUUUCUGCACCGGUAGAACCCUCCAACGAUGGUCUGGCUACCGAUGCAGCGCCUGCGAUGCCGAUUCGUCCCGAUCCUCAUUCGCAUCGCUCUCCAGACUCUUCGGUGUUCUUCUACAGUGCGUGUGUCGCACGGCCUGUUGAUCGAAAGGAACGUGCCGCUAAUCCCAAGGCCAAGGCCGCUCUUGAUAAGGAGUGGAAUAAACUCAUCAACCAGGGCUGCUGGGAUUACGCCUCAGAGAUCCCACAAGCCUCAAUCUGGCAACGACUCGAACAGCUUACUUGCAAUACUGGUUUCGAUCAGAAAUUGCAUCAGCUGAUUGACUCGUUCCUCCUCACUACUCAUCCGCUUGCGGACAAGCAGAGGAGACAAUACCCUCGCGAGAUCAUGGAUUUCAUCGACCGAUAUAGGGUGAUGUCCGCUCUCGCCUUUUCCCGAGUGGCAACGUUGUCUGGCGAUGCCGCAGGUGCCCGCGAGAAAAUGGACCUUGCGAUGUCGCUGGCACGCCACUGUAUGCACUUCCAAGCGCAGAGUUUCAAGGGAACUCGUGAGACGAUGAGCAACGAUACGUUCCGUCUCAUGGGACCGAUACAAGCAUCAAGCAAUGACCUCACCAAGCUGCCGCCCAUCGAGAUUUCCAGGGAUGCAGUUAAUCACGCUGAGGCUGUGAAGUUCUUUAAGGGAUUUCUGCAGCUACGGCCGACGCUGUCCUUCCUCCCUGGCUCAUUCCUGGCGAUCAAAGCCCUUAACCGAUUCCCCACGCUUGACUCUCUGAAGGAGCAGGCGACUCACCUUGAAGGUGAGCGUAAGGAACACGGCUACGAUCUCCCUGCCGUGGAUGCGAGCGGGAUCGGGGAAGUGGCUGCCUUCCGUCACGAGAUCGAUGACGAGAACGCCCCACUGAUGAACGGGUGGAUCUCGUUCAUGAAGGCGUUAGUUGAGACCUAUCCCGGACGAUGCGUCAGCAUCGACGAUACGCUCAACUGGAGCGCUAGCACCCCGAUGACCUAUGAGGAUGGUGCUUCGCAGGUCGUUAUCCACCCGACUGACGGAUGGGUCUAUGUCCCCGCGAUCAACUCGGACAUUUAUGAUCCCCAGGAGACGUAUCUCCACGGAUCGAAUCUCCGAUACCUCUGGUCGAUUCUUGCACACGGAGGCUUGUUCGGUGAAGAUUAUGUGACGGACGACCACGGAAGUCACGAGCCCUGCGUUUGGGUUACCGGUGCCGCUGCCGAGGCCGCCAGCAGCUACGCAUCCGGCGUGUACCUCGGCGGAGGAUACUGGUUUCAAGUGAUGAUCUGCGUCUCCCGAACUAUGGUGAACAACCACAGCCGUACGACAAAGAAGCUGGGGGGAUCCCAGAAGCAGAUCCGCGUUGGAACUAGGUUUCUCGAGCUGUGCGGGAUCGCGUUCAGGCCCUUCCGACUUCUGGAUGACCGUGAGCAAGGGGUCUCGACCUCGCCACAAUACGUUGUCCACGGACACCGAUUUCUCAGUGCCGAUGGGACGAAAGCCGUGGCAUGGCACCCUUGGAUGGAGGCGAGCCCAAUCGAUCCACGCAAUCUGAAAUUGCUGGGAAACGUCGUUGCCAAGGAUGAGGUUGAGUUUGCCGACCUUUCGAUUCAAGGAGGCAGUACUACCCAACAGGCUGACUCUAACGAGACAGAGCAGACUGGACCCGCCGGGGCUGAUGAUCAAGCUACGGCAGGAAGUGAUGCAACGACGGAGAGAAUCACUGUCAAUGUGGCAGUGCUCCGACGCAACCACUGGAUGCCUGACUCCUACGGAACAAGCGAGCACGCUAACGAGGGCCGCAUCCGUCCUCUUUUUGAGGCCUUCAGGAAGGUGCUCCACACCUUCAGGUCCAAGCAGCUGUGCUUCACAGCUUGA